AUGGCAGGUGUGGUGUACCCCAGACAGGCCCCUGUGGAUUUAGACAUAUACCAAAGCUCCUACAUGGUCGACUAUAAACCCUACGGGAAGCACAAAUACUCCAGGGUCACACCGCAAGAGCAGGUGAAGCUUGACACCCAACUCCGGGACAAAGAGUUUUACAGGGCCAUCCCCAACCCCAACCCCAAGCUAGCGGAUGGGUACCGUGCCUUCAAAAGACCCUACAUGACUGCCAAAGACCUGGGACUCCCCGGCUUCUUCCCAUCCCAGGACCGUGAGGCCACCAUGGAGGAUGAGUGCAAGUUCACCAGCAUCUGCCCUUUCACGUACCCGGCUUCCCAUGCUCUGCACCUGGCCUAUGGCGAUCCGAACCAGGUGCACCAGAGUGCUGACCUGCCGUGUCUCCUGGAGCCCGAGCACCAACCUGCUGUGGAGGAGGGCAAAGGCUACCUUCUACUGCCCGGCUGCCCCUGUCCUCAUCACCCUACAGUCAAGCUCCCCAUCUUGAACCGGUGGGGGCCCUUGAUGCCAUUUUACCAGUAG
Galeopterus variegatus (Sunda flying lemur) is the source of this 543-nucleotide messenger RNA. It is a transcript of the gene SPMIP9, whose product is annotated as testis expressed 37. NCBI's taxonomy places the organism in Eukaryota, Metazoa, Chordata, Mammalia, Dermoptera, Cynocephalidae. The transcript has 3 exons. Gene Ontology annotation, cellular component: cytoplasm. Bases 1 to 543 code for a protein of 180 amino acids. The record is from RefSeq and is a predicted model, not a curated record.